This is a messenger RNA of Octopus bimaculoides (California two-spot octopus), 3385 nucleotides long. RefSeq lists its product as uncharacterized. Lineage: Eukaryota; Metazoa; Mollusca; Cephalopoda; Octopoda; Octopodidae. The record is from RefSeq and is a predicted model, not a curated record.
GUUUGUCAUUUUACGUUCAAAUUACGUAAAUAUCAGACCCGUUUUUUAUACUUUCCCUUCUUCCCAUUUUUGUGGACAAGAUUAUUUAUAUUUAUUAAUAAUAUUAAUUUAGAUAUUUAUAACUGAAUUACACCAUCAGUUGAUAAACUCGGGAAAACAUUUUAAAAAAAAUUGAAAAAAAAAAUCAUUAGAAAUAUAUCGAGAAAAAUAGUCUUGUGGGGGAAAAAAAUAACAAUUUGAAACUUUCGUGUAAAGAAUCUGAAAGUAAUUUGGUAAAUAUUUCUGAAAACUGACAGACUCCACAUUCCAUCAAAGAAACCAAAAGAAAUAUGGGUGUUGAUGAAAAUAACAUGGAUUUUAUAGAAGAUAAAGAAAUGAAUGAAAUACUUGACUCAGCCAUUUCAGAGAUGCUAGGAAGAAUUAAGCGGUCACUCGAAGAAGAAAUUCCAGCCAAACCACUGCCACCAAUGGUCCCCAUACCCAUACGAGAGGAAGAGCCACAAAAGUUAGCGAAAGUUCUUGAGGACUUAGGAGUACAGACAGAUGCAGUAGCCAUGGAUGGUGAAAAGAAAAUGCAGUACCAGAUCAACAUUCAGGAGCAUGCACGCCCAGCAUGCUCACCACUCCAUAUCAACUUGAGCCUGCCUCCUCAUACUUGCCCAUCAACGCCACCAUCCAGUUCUCCAGCUCCAGUUAAAUCGACUGCAGAGCCAAGAAAAGAACCUAAAAGUACAGAGAACGCCAGUGUGCAAACUGUUAAGAUAGGUGAUGUUGCCAAUUCACCGAAGACACAAAAUGAUACCCAGAGGGAAACGAAACCAGGUGUUUUACCAAUCCAUAUCAAUGUGACCAUGCCUCACAUCUGUCAACCGACAACAGACAAACCCACUCCAGCUGCAUCACAGCCAGACACUGCAGCAGAGCAAAAAAAGAAGCCUGCACUUAAGGAAAUCAGUGUGCAAACUGAUGAUAUGGUUGCUGACACAAAGGAAGAUGUGGCCCCUGAGACCACUCCAGCUGCAUCACAGCCAGACACUGCAGCAGAGCAAAAAAAGAAGCCUGCACUUAAGGAAAUCGGUGUGCAAACUGAUGAUAUGGGUGCUGACACAAAGGAAGAUGUGGCCCCUGAGACCACUCCAGCUGCAUCACAGCCAGACACUGCAGCAGAGCAACAAAAGAAGCCUGCACUUAAGGAAAUCGGUGUGCAAACUGAUGAUAUGGGUGCUGACACAAAGAAAGACAUGCACCCACCAUUAACAGUUCAACUUAUCGUAGAAGAGAGUCCAGCCACAGCAGGGUCAGCAGAGACCCUUGAGCCACAAAAAGAGGGUAAACCUGUUGAAACUGUAAGUGUACAGACUGAGGAGACAGCUGCUGACAGAGAAAAGCCAGUACUGUACGAUAUCAACAUCCAAGAACAUGCACGGCCAGAAAAUACGCCACUUCGUAUCAAUUUCAACCUGCCUCAGCAUACUUGUCCAAAAUCAGCAGCUGAACCUCCUUCAGAUGAGGAAUCUCAAGAAUCCUCUGACUCACAAAAUGAAGAUGAAGUUACUGAUGGUGUGGGUGUACAAACUAUUGAGACAGGUGAUGAUAGGCCGAAACCAGUGCAGUACAAGAUCAACAUCCAAGAACACAAGCGCCCAGCUACCUCACCACUCCAUAUUACUCUGAACCAACCUCGUCAUACCUGUCCAGCAUCAACAGUUCAAUCCCCUCCAGCUACACCACAGCCUGCCAAAAAACCUAAAAUUAUGAAGGACCUGAGUGUGCAGACAGGUGAGAAUGGUGCUGAAAAGUCAAGCCCAAACCAGUACCAGUUCAAUAUCCCAAAACAGUCAGGCCUGGAAUCCUCACCAAUACGUAUCCAUGUGAAUGUACCUCCUCAUGACUGUCAAUCGCCAUCAACAGUUAAACGGCCAUCAGUCAGAGACAUCUCAGACUCAUCACAGCCACCAAAACGACCUAAACAAGUUGGGGACAUGAGUGUACAGACUGAUAAUGAAACUAGCAAAUCAAAGAUAACUCAGGCAGACAAGCAUGGACAUGUGUAUAUCAAUGUGAAGGUACCUCCUCACACCUGUACCCUGCAGACAGCUAAUCCCAACUUAGACAAGAGCACUCAAGCCACCCGAAAGCAAUCAAAACCAGCUACAUAUAAGGGUGAAGGUAUGCAGACCAGUAUGGCAUCUACUGACGAUUCAAAGAUGAUACAGACUAAAAAUCAGUAUUAUGUACUCCCAGAUGGCACACCUUUCUAUAUCACUUUGAACACAGCUUCUGUCACCAAUCAACAAGCAGCAACACAACCCAACUCUGUUGGCAAAAGUCCAGCCGCUCAAAAGCAAUCAAAACCAGCUACAUAUAAUAAGGAUGUAGGCAUGCAGACCAGUAUGACAUCUACUGACGAUUCAAAGAUGAUACAGACUAAAAAUCAGCAUUAUGUACUCCCAGAUGGCACACCUGUCUAUAUCACUUUGAACACACCUUCUCUCACCUGUCAACAAGCAACAACACAACCCAACUCUGUUGGCAAAACUCCAGGCACCCGAAAGCAAUCAAAACCAGCUACAUAUAAUAAGGAUGAAGGUAUGCAGACCAGUAUGGCAUCUACUGACGAUUCAAAGAUGAUACAGACUAAAAAUCAACAUUAUGUACUCCCAGAUGGCACACCUGUCUAUAUCACUUUGAACACACCUUCUCACACCUGUCAACAAGCAACAACACAACCCAACACCAUUGGCAAAACUUCAGCUGCCCAAAAGCAAUCAAAACCAGCUACAUUUAAUAAAGAUGUAGGCAUGCAGACCAGUAUGACAUCUACUGACGAUUCAAAGAUGAUACAGACUAAAAAUCAGCAUUAUGUACUCCCAGAUGGCACACCUGUCUAUAUCACUUUGAACGCACCUUCUCUCACCUGUCAACAAGCAACAACACAACCCAACACCAUUGGCAAAAGUCCAGCCAGUCCAGCCCAGUCAAAGAGAUCUAGACUGAAGGAGGAUGUAGGUGUGCAGGCUGAUGAGAUAUCUGACAAUUCAAAGAUGACACAGGUCAACAGUCAGAACUAUGUGCUUCCAGAUGGCUCGCCCCUCCAGUUCACUUUCAACAGGCCACCUAACACUCAUCCAAAAGCAACAGUGCAACCUACUUUGAAUAGAAAAAUUCCAGGCUGCCAUAUGGUGUCAUGCCCUGCUCUCCAUCCAAGGAGGAUGAAGUGCUGUUGCCACAAAUAAGCUUGUUGACAACCAAGAUUUCAAAGGAAAUGUUCAUCAACUGCCAAAACUCACCACUUUCAAAGUGUUGUGUUUCCAAGAAAACGGAAAUCAAGUAAAUAGGAAUGGCAAAAAAAGUCAAUAAAACAAUAUAACAACAUCUACACAAA